Molecule: messenger RNA, 789 nt
Organism: Oppiella nova
Lineage: Eukaryota; Metazoa; Arthropoda; Arachnida; Sarcoptiformes; Oppiidae
Source: the annotation of a GenBank genome assembly
AUGGAUACGGAGGCCAUAAAUACCGGAGAGGGUAUGGACGAGGAUAGGGGUCUCAAUACGAAUACACAUCACGAUAAUGAAGGCGAAGAAGAGUCAGAAAUUCGGAAAAAGGUUUUCGAUAUAAAACUCGCGAAUAAACGACUGACUGAAGACGAGAUCGUGGCCCAGGCCUUCGUAUUUCUAUUGGCCGGAUAUUUAUCGACUACCGGCGCUCUGGCCAAUUGUAUUUACGAAUUGGCCGUCAAUCCCGACGUUCAGCAACGGCUAUACGACGAGAUUAACGGUGCCGUCGAUGCGGAUACCGGGGACAUAGAGUACGACCGAUUGGCACGACUACCCUAUUUGGAUGCCGUAAUGGCUGAGACACUGCGCCACCAUUCAUUAGCCCUUCCACUGUCCAGAUACCCGACCCGGGAUUAUAAGCUAGGCACAACUGGUAUUACCAUAAAGGCGGGACAACAGGUGGAAAUACCUAUCUAUGCCAUACAUCACUCGGAACAAUAUUAUCCGGAUCCUUUCAAGUUUAAACCUGAUAGAUUCAUGCCGGAAAAUAAGCACCUGAUUAAGCCCUAUACUUACCUGCCGUUUGGUGUCGGUCCUCGAAAUUGUGUUGCCCUACGAUUCGCGUUACUUGAAUUGAAACUGACCCUGGUACAUACGUUGCUAGAGUAUCGUUUGGUUCGGUGCCCGGAAACAGACGUUCCCCUUCGGUAUAAGCGAUUCAUACACCAAACCGUCGCCGAAAGACUUUGCAUCAGAAUUGAGCCGAGAUUUGAAACAAAUAUUUAA